Cololabis saira (Pacific saury) is the source of this 2242-nucleotide messenger RNA. It is a transcript of the gene anos1a, whose product is annotated as anosmin 1a. Lineage: Eukaryota; Metazoa; Chordata; Actinopteri; Beloniformes; Belonidae. Gene Ontology annotation, molecular function: protein binding; peptidase inhibitor activity. The record is from RefSeq and is a predicted model, not a curated record. Gene Ontology annotation, cellular component: extracellular region; cell surface. Gene Ontology annotation, biological process: neuron differentiation. The transcript has 14 exons. The coding region runs from base 66 to 2018 and encodes 650 amino acids.
UUUGGCUUCUAGUCCAGAGAGAGUAGUUGUUGGACUGGAGCGUCUCUCACCGCGUGGGAGGGAAGAUGCUGACCGGUGUCAUCAUGCCACUCUUGUCUCUGUGGAUUAUUCUCCUCUGUGGAGCCGGUGCCGGCGCCGGCGCCAGAAGGCUGGGUGAUGAUGAUGAGUCGUGGUCGGAAGGUGUUUCCAGAGGAAGGUGCGCGUCACGCUGUCUCAGGCUGCACGACGUACCGUCUACACCGCAGAAUAAUGGAUCCUUGGGCUGGUGUCAACAUCACAAGCAGUGCUCAAAGUGCCUGGAGCCGUGCAGAGACUCCUGGAGGAUGAAGAGCAGCAGCAGCUGUGGGGAGCGCUGUGAGCGUAUGUUUCCCCGGCAGCAGUGGGAGUGUGUGAGCAGCUGUGAGUUCCUGCAGGCGGCGGCGGCGGUGAAGCAGGGCAGCUGUCCUCCUGCAGACGGAGCCGCCGGCUUCGCGGCCGCCUGCGUGGAGAGCUGCGACCGCGACGGAGACUGCUCUGCUCAGAAGAAAUGCUGCUCCAACAACUGUGGCCACACCUGCCAGACUCCCAGAGACCCGUACAAGGGGGUUCCCCUGAAGCCGAGGAAAGAGCUGGUCUUUGAGGAACUCUCCUCCGGAGAGCUGGAGCUGCGCUGGUCGCCCCGAUCCAACGCCUCAGAAGAGCCCGUCGUCUACAUCCUGCAGAGGAGGUGGAACUUCGGCAUCCAGCCCAGCGAGGACACGGCCACCUCCUGGCAGGAGGUUGCAUGGACCACGGAGCAGGAAGUGAGGCUGUCCGACCUCCGGCCCGGUCGAUGGUACCAGUUCAGGGUGGCAGCCGUUAACAGCCGAGGUUCCAGAGGUUUCACCACCCCCAGCAGACACGUGCACUCCAGCAGAGAUCCGCCCAACCCCCCGGCUCCCACCGAGCUCCGCGUGGCCAACAUGAGCUUCGGCAGGGGCAGGGUGGUGUCGGCCAUCAUCACCUGGAAACCUCCGGCCGACCUGGACGUCCCCGUCCACCACUACAGGGUCAGCUGGAGCUGGACGGCCGUCGGACAAACAUCUCCGUCCAGGAACAAGAGGAGGAAGACAGUCACAGAGAACCAGAUACAGCUGGACAGCAUGCGGUCCAACAGGAGCUACGGCGUGCAGGUCCAAGCCGUGUCCUACUGGGGACAAACGCAGCUCAAAGGUCCAAAAGUUUCCCUCCAGUUCAGCACAAGCCGCCGCACCAGCUCUGCUCCCAGAAAUCCUGCCAGUGACAGUCUGGAUGUGGGAACGCCGUUCUACCACGACGGACAGCUCCGAGUCCACGUUUACUGGCAGAGCAGCAAAGAUCCUUCACUUGAAUUCUACAUAGUCCAGUGGAAACCAGAGUAUUGUGGGCAAAACCGGACGAAGCGCAGGGAAAAGGCUGCAACACGGGAGAACUUUGUCAGCCUGCAGGGUUUGCUCUUCUCCUGUAAGUAUAAAGUGCUCUGGCAGCCGGUCAGCAAGAAGACUCGUCUCCCGGCAGAAAGCGUCAGCUUUCUCACUCCGUCCUGUGCCACGAUCCAGGCCAAGAGCCCCAAACCCAUCACCUGUCCCAGAGACGCAGCCGCGUCCCCUCAGAUCCUCCCGAUGAAAGCGGCCAAUCUCACAGCGUCGUUCCGGCUCCACGGCAGCAGCAACGUGUCGGCCGUGUUUAGCUGGGACUUGUCUGCGACCCGCCGCCGUCACGAGCUGAUCGGUUACCAGGCGACCUGGAUGGAAAUCGUACCGACCAGGAAGCUGAAGAAGAAGCUGCAGCACGGCCUGAUCUCCCAGUCCCAGGUCCUGCCCCCGAGCGGUGAGGUCCUGGAGGUGUCCGGCCUCCAUCCUGCCAGCGUUUACCGUCUGGAGGUCAGAGCCAUCACGGCGGAGGGCGAGGGUCCCGCCACCAGCAGGACCUUCCAGACUCCGGGGUAUCUAACCACCCCCAGGCAACGAUUGGAGCUUAGGAAGCAUCGUGGUAAUAAACCAAUCCCUGAGAAGUACUAAGCCCAGGAAGCCUAGCAGCUGCAUGAAACCUCCACGCUCACGAUGAUGAAGAAUCCAGAGAACUGAUCAUGAACCAGAACUGCAGCCAGAACAAGAUGAAGCAAGUAGCAGUAAUGGCUUCAUCUCUCCCUGCAGCCCACAGAGCUGCAGCGAGCUGGGCGUUUAUUACUGUAUCUACUGUAGCUGCUAUCGGGGCAGUCGUCACAAUGGGCGACUUUACUGGA